Molecule: messenger RNA, 372 nt
Organism: Phytophthora sojae
Lineage: Eukaryota; Oomycota; Peronosporomycetes; Peronosporales; Peronosporaceae
Exons: 4
Coding region: 1-372 (123 amino acids)
Source: RefSeq, a predicted model, not a curated record
AUGGGCAUGGGUGCCGGGCUUCCGCGCCACCAGUGGCCACCGCACAAGCAUUUACACCCGCAGAUUGCCAGUGCUCGCGAAGGAUUAGCGCUUCUCCGCUAUGGUACGCUGGUCGAGGAGCUACGAGUACGGCUCUGCCGGUGCCACUGCGAAGACCGAGUUGUUUCGAUCGAGACCUGGACGCUCCUGUUCGUGGAGGAGCCCGACCGCUACUUCGGCAAUACGCCUUCACACGCGCGAGGUACGCUGGUCGAGGAGCUACGAGUACGGCUCUGCCGGUGCCACUGCGAAGACCGAGUUGUUUCGAUCGAGACCUGGACGCUCCUGUUCGUGGAGGAGCCCGACCGCUACUUCGGCAAUUCAGAAACAUAA